GCCUCUCCCAGAUCACGUGCAGCAGCUGCAUCGUGGUGUCGUUGUUCGCAGUCGACGGCGGCGGCCUGGUCAUGGUCCUCGAGGGCUCCGCCAGGGGGCCGCUUCUCAUCGGCCUCGGACUCGUCGUGUUUGGCCUUCUGCUCUUCCUGGCGUCUGGAUUCGGCUUCAGGAAAUUCCAGACCUUCCGCAAGGAGCAGUGGGACGCAAUCAAGGAAGAGGCCCAGAGGCUGGUCCUAGGGGGAGGGGGUGGUCCUCGUCCUCGUCCUGGAGAACGAGAAGAGCGACCCCCUGCCGGCUCUCGUCCCGAACGACGGGAGCGUCGCCGAAGUCCCAGCCGGGCACCCCUGCCACGGCGAAACGGCGGAGCCCCUCACCGUCAAGAUGCGGGAAGGGCUCAUGCUGGUGAAGGAGCUGCGGGGGAAGGAAGGGAGUGAGGUGGUCCUGUGCAUGAAGGACGUGUACGACUGCAAAGUCAGGCUGUACCCGGGGAUGUCGUCCAACCUGAAGCGAGCUCUGUUCUUCUUCCAGUUGGGAUGCUGCUUUAUGAUUGCGUCCGCCAUCGGUCUGGGCAUCACGUACCCUCCAGGCGAAUUCGCCAAGUCCUUCUACAGCGGACUGGCAAUCACAGGAGCUGUGGUUUUUAUCCCUGGCGUCUUGUUUGUCCUCUGGUUCUACGCUGCGUACACCAAAGGGCGUCGUCAGCGCGACUCUCCCUGAUCAGAAGACUACAAGAUCUUACAAGGAUCGCCUCCAUAUCCUGGAAAUUUUGAAUCGAGGAAUAGGUCGUGUGAGAGUAUGUAUGUGUCGUAGUUUGGGUAUCCUUGUGUACAUGCAGAGAGAAUGUGGACAGACAAACUCUCUGUACGUUACAAAUGAGCGAUUAUUAAGCUAAAAUGUCACAAGGAACUUUAAACCUCUUGAGCAGGAGAAAGAUGAGAGAGAGAGACACGUGAACACCAGUAUAGAUGCAGCACAGAUUUUCUCUUCUGUCAGCACAUUUUUAUGGCAAGGAAAAAUAAAUCCGUUUCAGUAUUCGUUUCCUGUGACGAUGGAAAUGAUAGGGAAUGUCUGGUCACUUUCGUUAAGAGACAACACGACAUAAGGUGACGCGGCACGAAUUUCUUGAUGGCUUUGUGGAUCGUGAGGGUGUCCCGGUGG
Messenger RNA from Penaeus vannamei (Pacific white shrimp), 1158 nucleotides. NCBI's taxonomy places the organism in Eukaryota, Metazoa, Arthropoda, Malacostraca, Decapoda, Penaeidae. The record is from RefSeq and is a predicted model, not a curated record.